AUGGUAACCUCACACGGCGGUAGCUCACUUUUGUUCAAUGAGAGGAAGAACACAGCAUGUAAUAGACAGAAAAAGAGGAGGGAUAAUGCAAAGUUGGUAACAGAGGAAGAAGGUGAAGAAGGAGCAGGCGGAAAAGAAAGGGUAUCAAGAAAACAAGUAGAUAAAAAGCAACAAGUGCAGAUUCAUCAACAAGACACAAGUGAUAAAAAGAAGUGCAGGAUCGCCAUGCUACAGAAUGGAGUAAAUGGGUUACGCAGCAGACCUGAGGCCCGCUGGUACCGUAGGAGAGAAGACACCACGAGUAAGGGUCUCACGGUGAUGGCUUUCCCCGAUUAUGACAUACAUGCUUCUAUCUCUGGUGCAACUAUAACGGUCCCAUGGUAUUAUCAAGAGGCGAUAUUCAACUAUUUAUGGUAUACAGAUACAGGAAUUAACUUGCUCGUAGAAUUUUCCACGAUAUCGAACUUUGGAGAGUAA
Fusarium graminearum PH-1 is the source of this 477-nucleotide messenger RNA. RefSeq lists its product as uncharacterized. Lineage: Eukaryota; Fungi; Ascomycota; Sordariomycetes; Hypocreales; Nectriaceae. The record is from RefSeq and is a predicted model, not a curated record. The coding region runs from base 1 to 477 and encodes 158 amino acids. The transcript has 4 exons.